UGACAUUCUACUCCCCUCUCUCUCUCUCUUCCCUGAUUGAUUCAUAACUUCGCGGGUUAGGCUCAGACCCAAUCUCUAUUAGUAUUAUAUAUCCUGGUCUUAAUUUUGAUUGAAGCAAGCUAGCAGCCUGGCCCUUUAGAUCUUGGAGGAACCAAAUGGCUCCACUCUUGUACCUUGGUUUCAGAAGGGUGCUCCUGUUCUCUCUUCUUUUGUUCUUUUUUGUUUCUGUUUGCUUCAGUGGUGUUUGCUCAGAACAUCAACCAGAGAGCAAAGCCUUGUCUAGUGGUGGCAGCAACAGCAGAAGGAGAAUGUUGUUGGAGUUUGAUGCUGAAAAGGAAGAGUUUGAACAGCCCCCGAAAACGAAAUCCACCAAAAACCAAACCAAGUUAAUCAAGCCCACCACUAACCUCUCCUCCAAAAACCAAACCAAAACCAUCAAAUCCAAUAACCUUAAUUCCUCCAAAAACCAACUGAAGCUAGCCAAAACCAAAGCCGCCGCCGGCGACACCCUCACCAACACCACCGAGGUUGUUGCCGUGAAGAAACUGAACUCCACCACCUUAAAGUCCAAGAAGCUGAAUUCCACAUCCAAAGGAUUAACGAAAUCAUCCUCAUUGGAUCUCGCGAAAACUAGUGGCGGCAAGAACAAAACGACAAAAGCCACCGCCACCAACAAGGACAAGGAAGUUACCAAUAAAGUAACCAAGUUUUUGGAUCAAACCGAAUCCGACAAGCAGAGUAAGAAGACUAACAACAACAACAAGAAACAACAACAAGGGCAACCUAGUUGGGUGUUCGAAGACGAGGUGGACGAUGAUUUGGUUUCGGAGUUCAAAGAUCUACCAAUGAAGUUCCAACAAACACUAAUCCCCGACCUGGAACGAAUCUCCACAACCUCAAAAGCCUACAUAACAAAAGCCAACAAAGAGAUCACGAGAGGGUUCAAACCCUACGUUGGCAACAAGUACGCACCCACCAUCACCACUUUACUCUCUUGCGCAUUCGCUUUGAUCCCUUUGCUUUUAGUCUCACUCCUCUUCAACAAAAUCAAAGCCUAUUUCUCACUCCAAAAGCUCUUAAUCUUCAUCCAAGCCUACCUCGCCAUCUACUUCACCAUUCUCUGUCUUUCUUCCUUCGUCACUGGUCUUGAACCUCUCAGGUUUUUCUACUCUACUUCGCGGUCCACGUAUCUUUCCCUGCAGGUUCUUCAAACUCUCGCUUACGUUCUCUACCUUUUGCUACUCCUCAUGUACCUCGUUUUGGUGUUCUCAACUGAUUCUGGGCUGGGCUCCAAGUUCUUGGGCCUGGCUCAAACUUUUGUGGGCUUUGCCAUCGGGUUGCAUUAUUACGUGACCGUGUUUCACAGGGUUGUGUUGAAGCAACCGCCGAAGACAAAUUGGAAGAUUCACGCGAUUUAUGCCACGUGUUUUUUCCUCAUUUGUGUCAUUGCUAGAGCUGAUAGAAGGAAGAAGACCUACUUGGAAGAAGGUGGAGAAGAGGGCAAGAAAAAUUGAAAUUAGUCAAACUAGUAAUUAGCUAUGCCUACAUUUUCGGUUUAAUUUUCUUAAUUAAAAUUUCAGAUUAUCCAAAGCAACAUAUACCAAUCUUGUUCUGUUGUAGCGAAAUUAAAUGCCGUAAGGCUUUUGGCUUUUGUGUCUACCAGCAUUCAAAUUCGUUCCAUAAAAAUAAAUUGAGGUGAUGACUAUAUAAUUGUAUUAUUGUGGAAUGCAUUAUUCUGAAUGAUAUAUAAUAUAUUUAUAUAGUAUCACUUUACAUC
Molecule: messenger RNA, 1777 nt
Organism: Glycine soja
Lineage: Eukaryota; Viridiplantae; Streptophyta; Magnoliopsida; Fabales; Fabaceae
Exons: 1
Coding region: 156-1514 (452 amino acids)
Source: RefSeq, a predicted model, not a curated record